AUGAGAGGAUGAGUAUAUUUUUACACAAUAUGAUUACAAAGAAAAAAAACAAAAUAAUUUAAAAAUAUGAAUAUGAAAAUUUAUAUAAAGAUUUAUUUGCAUUAAAAGUUCACCUAAACCCAGGCAAACCUUAUUUUAACAUCAUGUACUUUAACUGAUAAACUUAAUGUAUGUGCAAAAUAUUCAAAAUUUGGAAAACAACUCAUAGAUGAAUGGAUGGAUGAUGAUCUUGUCGCUGCGGUCUCCGGGAUGAAUCAUUCUUAUGGUUAUCAGACCAGUGAUGAUUCUGCUUUCUUCUCUGGUUCCUCUAGUUCAGUCAAUCUGAAUAUCUAAGUAACAUGGCUUCUGUUGCCGCUGCUACAACCACUGCUUCUGCCGUUAAGAAAGAGAAGAAGAAAGUUAAUGAGAGAGUUGCAUUCAAGACAGAGUCUGAAGUUGAAGUGCUUGACGACGGAUUCAAGUGGAGAAAGUAUGGGAAGAAGAUGGUCAAGAACAGCCCCAAUCCCAGAAACUACUACAAAUGUUCAGCUGAUGGCUGUCCCGUGAAGAAAAGGGUUGAAAGAGAUAGAGUUGAUCCGAGCUUUGUGAUAACAACUUAUGAGGGUUCUCACAAUCAUGCAAGCAGGAACUAAGGUUCUUAAAGAGUUCCAAUGCUAUUCAGAGUAUUCGCCUUAAGCAUAUGUUCUUGAGACUGAUUUUAUACUUAACACUGCUUCUAGUUCCUUAUAUAUAGUGUAAACUGAGUCACAGGUUCACAAUUUUUGAGAGAUUUAUGAUAUAUUCCGAAUCCAUAGUGUACUUCUAUAGCAUCUUAUUUUGUUCCAAAUGAGAAUCAGUGACAUG
This is a messenger RNA of Raphanus sativus (radish), 843 nucleotides long. RefSeq names its product probable WRKY transcription factor 50. The record is from RefSeq and is a predicted model, not a curated record. Gene Ontology annotation, molecular function: DNA-binding transcription factor activity; sequence-specific DNA binding. Bases 339 to 632 code for a protein of 97 amino acids. Gene Ontology annotation, biological process: regulation of DNA-templated transcription. Lineage: Eukaryota; Viridiplantae; Streptophyta; Magnoliopsida; Brassicales; Brassicaceae. The transcript is spliced from 3 exons.